AUGGAGCCAGGGACCCGGCAGUACAUCAGGGUGAAUAUUGAGUUGCAAUGCUCGCUAGAUCAGAGUCAAUGCGGAGAUGGUACAUGUCUACCUACCUCUUCAUUCUGCGAUGGCAGAAUUGACUGCCCUGAUGCGUCAGAUGAGAAUCACAUCCUUUGUCCACAACGCCAACUACCUAAUGUCAAUUUGGCUACAAGUAGCGACGAACUAAUGAUUACACCCAGUGAGAUUCGUCGUAGACCGUGGAUUCCUUUCACCUUUACCUGUCAUGCUCCGCCUGGAUUCCAUCCGAAAUUCAUCAUUGACGGCAGUGGAAAGGCUUUGGACGAUGAUAGACGCUUUACGGUGUCCUGGCCACGCAAAAACGAAAUUGUUGCUGGCGCAUCUUAUGGCUUGCGUGUUUCCAAACGUUCGAUUACUUUUCUUCCGACAGCUGCACCUUUGGAAGUGGAAGUGAGUCCAGCCUCAAUACGGAUUGCGGCGUGGAGUUCUUUCAAUUUCUCCUGCAAGGCAAAGCGCGGUCGCGAUCCAGUGAUUAUCUAUACCACGACGGGGAUCCCAGUGGACAGAGAUCCCCGAUUCCGCGUGCAGAGGCCGAACUCACAGACUGCCCUAGUUCAUGCGCCCUACGGCAUUCAUGCCUAUGGCAACAUUGCAAAAUUUAUUUGUCAAACGACGGAGGGAGGAAGGAACGAAGUUGCCCUAUCGGUUGAGUCACAUUGCGCCAUCGGGCAGUCGCAGUGCAGGAGCGGUGAAUGCGUCAGCUCCUCACAGUUCUGCGAUGGCUAUCCACAAUGUCCGGAUGCCUCUGACGAAUUUCCGGUGUUCUGCCAAACUAAUAACCCGACUCAGGAGUUCACUAUCCAUCCCGAGUCGAUUGUUAUCCCGCCGUGGAAGCACUUUUCAUUCGUUUGCACAGCUCCAGCAAACAGCCAAGCUACUGUUGUCUUCCAAAAAGACGGUCACUUGGUUGGGGGAGAUCCGCGCUUUGAUGUGUACAGAAGAGAUGCCAAUGCGAUCGAAGUGAGCGCCCCGUUUGGCCUGCGCGAAGUGGAUAGCACCACUUUUGACUCGAACUCAAUUGUCCUUGAAGUCAUCGCUCGACACGGAUUGCGAGGCGGUGACGAUACGGUUAUUGAAUGCGUGACACGGCUGGGUGAGAAGCGUGCUAUCUCAAUCACCAUCCUCGAUCCCUGUCCCUCCGGUCAAAUGUCAUGUCGCGAAGGUGGAUGCAUUGGGCAAAACCAAUUCUGUGAUGGCCGCGUCGACUGCUCUGAUGCCAGCGACGAACAAGUGGACUUCUGCCAGGCACCAGAACAGGGUGUAGUUGUAACUCCUGACGUCAUCGAAGUUACUGAAUGGACUCCAUUCAGUUUUGUAUGUCGUGGACCAUCCAAUAGCCAGGUGACGGCAAUUUUCAGUACUAAUGGCUUAUCAGUGGAGAAGGAUCCGCGAUUUGAAGUGAUCGGGCUUAACACUCCCAACACUCAAGUCACCGUCCCCAAGGGCCUGCGCUCAGUCGAUGACACGGAGAUUGAAUGUGUGACCAACCGUGGGCAAAAAAAAGCACUAACAAUAACUAUCAAGGAUAGCUGCCCAUCUGGUGAAACAAGUUGCCGAGACGGGACGUGCCUGCCAAUCUUGAAACUCUGUGAUGGUCAUAUUCAUUGCCCUGACGGAUCUGACGAGCUGCCUGAAUUUUGCGGAGAAGUUAAGACGCAUCCACCAGGCGUGGCAAUCCAUCCGGAAACAGUAUUUGUGGAAGAAUGGACUCCAUUCAGCUUCGUGUGCACGAGUUCAUUGAAUUCGAUCUUGACUCCCACCAUAAAAGCUGACGGUUCUCCUGUCAGAGCUGAUUCGCGUUUCCGCGUCAACACAUACAACAAAACAGCCAUUGAAAUUGAAGCUCCAUUGGGCCUCCGCAGCAAUGAUGACAUGCAGAUCGAGUAA
Molecule: messenger RNA, 1950 nt
Organism: Echinococcus granulosus
Lineage: Eukaryota; Metazoa; Platyhelminthes; Cestoda; Cyclophyllidea; Taeniidae
Product: Putative vitellogenin receptor
Exons: 10
Coding region: 1-1950 (649 amino acids)
Cellular component (GO): plasma membrane
Molecular function (GO): protein binding
Source: RefSeq, a predicted model, not a curated record